This is a messenger RNA of Lodderomyces jiufengensis, 978 nucleotides long. Its product is annotated as PAQR-type receptor. The record is from RefSeq and is a predicted model, not a curated record. Gene Ontology annotation, molecular function: signaling receptor activity. Gene Ontology annotation, cellular component: membrane. Lineage: Eukaryota; Fungi; Ascomycota; Pichiomycetes; Serinales; Debaryomycetaceae. Bases 1 to 978 code for a protein of 325 amino acids. The transcript has a single exon.
AUGUCUGAAUCAACCAUCAGACAGAGGAAGGAAACAGAACAACAACAAAACCCAACUUCAAAAAUUCAAUCAACAAAACCAUCAAACUCAUCAGCUAAGAAAUUAGCAUAUUAUCAUGAAUUAGAUGAAUGGCAACAAGACAAUCAUUAUAUAAGAUCUGGUUAUGUAAGAGGUACAUCAUCAUAUUUAGAUAGUUUUAAAUCUUUAGGAUACCUACAUAAUGAAACAGUCAACAUAUAUUCACAUCUUAUACCAUCGAGUAUAUCAUUUUGGAUAAUCUUAUAUUAUAUAAAUUUUCAAUUAACUCAAUAUGAUAAUUAUUUAGGUAUAUGGGAAAAAUUGAAUUUUUUACAAUUUGGAUUAGCAUGUACUUUUUGUAUGUUUAUGUCUUCAGUUUUCCAUUGUUUAAAAUCUCAUUCUCAUAAAGUUAGUAAAUUUGGUAAUCAAUUAGAUUAUUUUGGAAUUGUUAUAUUAAUUACAUGUUCAUUAAUUUCAAUUAUAUUAUUUUCUUAUUAUGAUUUACCAAUUCAAAAAUGGUUCUUUGUUGGAUUAACUUUAUUUUUUGGAAUUGUUUGUACAGUUUUCACUUUACAUCCUGAAUUUUCUAAAAAUACUUAUAGACCAUAUAGAUCAACAAUGUUUAUAUUAUUUGGACUUUCAGGAGUUUUACCAAUUGCUAAUGCUGUUUUUGAGUUUGGAUUUGAUACUACAAAGGAAAGAUCAGGUAUAUAUUGGUUGAUAGGAGAAGGAUUUUUUUAUAUAUUGGGUGCAGUAUUAUACGCAAUGAGAUUUCCAGAAAGUAUGACACAUAUAGAAGAGGAUGAACAACUGCUUUUAGAUAAUCCAUUAUCUGGUAAAUUUGAUAUUUUUGGUCAUUCUCAUCAAAUAUUUCAUGUAUUUGUUGUUAUAGCAGCUUUUUGUCAUUGGAAAGCUUUAGUUCAAUGUUAUCAUUAUUUACAUCAAAAUAUUUUAUCAUAA